GCGAACAUAGUUUAACGCUGAGCUGGAAGACGGCGUCUGCGUCUGUCAUGGCGGCCGUGGGCACCGCCGUGCCAGAUUCCAUGCGCAAGCCGAACAAACCCUGGAUCUCAGAGCGCACGCUGGCACUCAUCACCCAGAGACGCCACGCGCGAACUGCAGGCGAUUGGGGCGCCGAGCUGCGACUGAGAAAGUCCGUGAAGAAGUCGGCCAAGCAAGAUCGCAGUACGUGGCUCGAGAAUCUGACAGCUACUGGAGACUGGAGUUGCAUCAACGAGAUAUCGAAAUGCAAGGGCCGGCCGCAAUGUCGACUUCAAAAUCGAAACGGCGAUCCGGUUGCGACAGACGAGCGCGCGGAGACAUUCGCGGAGCACCUCGGCAAUAUCCAGUGGCACGUGCGCACACAGACGAUGCGAUCUACCAGGCCCUGGCCCCUCUUUAAGCCAGCGUUCAUGCCCGCGCACCGCUUGGCGCAUGGUUUGUCAGUCAGAUUGGAGCUGCAGGCAAAGCGCCAGCAGCCCGCAGCCCAGCCGCUACGAGCGACAGCCAGGGUCACCCUCGGCAGCGCGGAAGCAAACCUCCAGACCGCCAACCGACGCUACCAGCGACACUUGACCAUUGUGAAGUGCCAGCGAGACAUGACAAGCCAGACUAGUCGACGCCGGCUCAAGUGCGAGAGGAACAUCGACAUCAUUCGCAGCACACGCAGCAGCGCUGGUCACAAGCUACAGCAGACGCCGCAGUAUCACCACUAUCAGGUGCAGCCGCUUGACUGCGACGACGCGGCGCAGACGAGCCUCAGCUACAUCCUGUUACUCAACCAGCGCAACAGACACAGCAACUAUCUACAAUGCAACCUCGAGCGACAUCCCACAACAAGGCACUACACGUGCAUUGACAUCCACAACCGGUACGAGUUCCAGAUGGACGAGGACGACGCCAUCUACGCGAAGCUCAAUCACGACGUAAAGAACUAUGAAGCACGUAUUCUCGUAUGCUCAAUGACAGACUCGCGCCACAACGUCGCCUCGAGGUUCCCGAAGCUGGCCGCGCUCGUGAGGUCCCGCGAGUUCGAAGCCGUAAUCGGAGUCGUCAUCAUAGCCAAUUGCGUGACCAUGGGACUGGAGGUGGAGACCCUCAUCGGCAGGGCGGGGUUCUACACUCCGGCGAUGGUGUUUAUGGACAACUUCUUCGCCGUCGUAUUUCUGAUAGAGCUCAUGAUGCGCGUGCUGGUGUUCGGCUGGAGGAGCCUACGUACCUGGGCUCGCCACGGAGAAGUGCGGCUCGGUGUGGAACCUCCUCGAGGCCAUAGUGGUGUUGAUUUCCUGCGUCACUGCGUGGCUGAUCUCGCAGGACUCCGAGAACACACCCGUGCUGCAGGCCCUCACCAUCCUUCGUGCUCUCCGACUUGUGCGGGUUGUCCGCGUCGUGUCGCGCGUCAAGAUCUUCCAUGA
Molecule: messenger RNA, 1451 nt
Organism: Prorocentrum cordatum
Lineage: Eukaryota; Dinophyceae; Prorocentrales; Prorocentraceae
Source: the annotation of a GenBank genome assembly